AUGGAGAUUGAUAAUAAUGCCAUGAGAAAAGAAAUAUUAAUUCAAUUUGUUAACCAUGAGAAUAAAGCUACAGGACCUAUUAUUAAUGUACCAUUAAGUAUUACAAAAGAUAAUCUAGAUGAAUUAAUAAAUGAUCUAAAAAAAAAAAAUGAUGGUUUCAUUGAAGAAGAUUCAGAAGAUAUUAAUUACUCUUUUAUGAUAAAUGAUAAAUUACCAAUAAAAAAUAGUUUAUAUGAAGCUAUAAAAGAUAAUAAUAUAAGUAGUGAAAAUAUAUUAUCAAUAAAAUAUUUCCCAUUAAACAUUUUUAAAGUUAAAAAAAUAAAUGCUUGUAGUGCAACAUUACCAGGGCAUACAAAUUCUAUCCUUAGCUUGGCUUUUAGCCCAAAUAGUUCUCACUUAGCUACAGGUUCAGGUGAUAAUACAGUUCGUUUAUGGGAUAUAAAUACGCAAACACCAAUUGCAACAUUAAAAGAUCAUAAAGACUGGGUUUUAGUUGUUUUAUUUUCACCUGAUAAUAAAUUUUUAGCUACUGCUGGAAUGGAUCAUAAUAUUUGUAUAUAUGAUACACACACAGGAAAGUUAUUAAAUAUAUUAACAGGUCAUAAAAAAGAAGUUACAACUUUAUGUUUUGAGCCUCUACACUUACUUAAGGAGAAUGAUAUUAAAAAAAAAAGUAUUGAUACAAAAAAAAGAAAGAAAAUAAAUGACAUAAAAGAAGAGAAUAAAGAUAGUAGCAAACAUAAAAGCAAACAAAAUAAGAUAAAUAAAGAAAUUCAAAAUGAUAGGGAAUCCCAUAUUAAAAAUAAUGACAGUAAUAUUGAUAAAGUUCAUAUGGAAGAGAAAAUGAAAAGUGUAGAAGAAACUAUGAAGAAAAGAAAAAAAGAAAAACAAUAUGAUGAUAAAAAGAAUGAUAAAAAUGAAAAAAAGGAGUCAUCUGUAAGCUACAAUCAAAAAGAUGCAUUUUUUGUAAAAAGUAGACUUGCAAGUGCAGGAAAAGAUGGAUGUAUAAGAAUUAAUAAUAUACUAAAUAAUAGUGUUGACAAAAUAUUAACAGGACACACAGAUACAAUUACAUGCAUAUUAUGGUCAGGAAUGAAUGAUAAAAGUGCUAGAAUUUAUAGUAGUUCAAGAGAUAGAACUAUAAAAAUAUGGAAUGUAAAUGAGGGUACAUUACUUUAUGAUUUUAAAGGUCAUAGUCAUUGGGUAAAUUGCUUAUCUUUAAAUUCAGAAAGAAUAUUAAAAAAUGGAAUUUAUAAUUUAGAUGUCAUAAUAAAUAAAAUACACAUCGAAAAUCAUAUUGAAAAGUCAAAAAUUAUAUAUAAAAAAUUCUUUAAAAAUCAGAGUAAUGAAAAGUUGGUAAGUGGAUCUGAUGAUUGUACAUUAUAUUUAAUUGAUUGCUUAAAAAACAAUCAGUAUAAAAGCAUAAGAUUAUUAGGUCACCAAAAGCCAGUUAUUCACACACAAUUUUCACCUGAUGGAAAAUUAAUUGCAUCUUCUUCUUUUGAUAAAAGUAUUAGGAUAUGGUCAAGUAAAGAUGGUCAGUUUUUAUCUGUUUAUCGUGGUCAUGUUGGACCUGUUUACAAAAUUGCUUGGUCUAUCGAUAACAAUUAUUUUGUUUCAUGUAGCAAUGAUAGUACUCUAAAAUUAUGGAAAGCGAAUCACCUAAAUGUUCAUCUUAAGAAAGAAAAAGAAAAAGAAAAAGAAAAGGAAGAAGAUGAACAAAAAAAAAACAAAAAAAUUAAAACAUUAUUAGUAGACUUACCAGGACAUGCUGACGCUGUUUAUGCUAUUGAUUGGUCAAAUGACGGAAAAUUUGUUGCAUCAGGAGGAAAAGAUAAAGUUUUAAAAAUUUGGUCUCACUAA
Messenger RNA from Plasmodium gallinaceum, 1863 nucleotides. RefSeq names its product nucleolar preribosomal assembly protein, putative. NCBI's taxonomy places the organism in Eukaryota, Apicomplexa, Aconoidasida, Haemosporida, Plasmodiidae. Gene Ontology annotation, biological process: ribosomal large subunit assembly. Bases 1 to 1863 code for a protein of 620 amino acids. Gene Ontology annotation, cellular component: nucleolus. Gene Ontology annotation, molecular function: protein binding. The record is from RefSeq and is a predicted model, not a curated record. The transcript has a single exon.